Centropristis striata (black sea bass) is the source of this 1185-nucleotide messenger RNA. RefSeq names its product mitochondrial ribosomal protein L19 (gene mrpl19). Gene Ontology annotation, cellular component: ribosome; mitochondrial large ribosomal subunit. Gene Ontology annotation, biological process: translation. The transcript is spliced from 6 exons. Lineage: Eukaryota; Metazoa; Chordata; Actinopteri; Perciformes; Serranidae. The record is from RefSeq and is a predicted model, not a curated record. Bases 51 to 908 code for a protein of 285 amino acids. Gene Ontology annotation, molecular function: structural constituent of ribosome.
UUUCGCCUACACGGCUUCCGUAGAAACUCCAUGUGACAACAAGGUCAGACAUGGCAGCCUGUGUAAAAGAUCUCCACACAUUUAUGUCUUCACUGAGGUUAUUACGAAACCUGCGGCUCCAAAAUGAACGGUUUAUAUCUACGUCACUGUGUCGUCAUGCUUCGGGGAGCAGCGGGGGGCCACCAAAGUUCACCCCUCCAUCUAAACCUGUCAUCAUAGAUAAAACACAAGCUGCGGCAACUCAGAGAGAGUUCCUGAGUCCAGAGUUCAUCCCUCCCAGACAGAGAAUCAAUCCUGUAAAGUUUGUCUUUGAGAGGAAAGAUAUGGUCGCCAGGAGGAAAGUGCUCGACAUCCCUGAAUUCUACGUUGGGAGCAUCCUGGCAGUGACCAUGGCCGAUCCUCACGCCAGCGGGAAAAGUAACCGGUUUGUGGGCAUCUGCAUCCAGAGGCGUGGGUCGCUGCUGGGAGCCACAUUCAUCCUGAGGAACAUCAUUAAUAACCAAGGUGUGGAGAUCUGCUACGAGCUGUACAGCCCCCGUAUCCAGAGUAUUGAAGUGCUAAAGCUGGAGAAGAGGCUGGACGACAACCUGAUGUAUCUGAGAGACGCUCUGAGCGAGUACAGCACCGUGGACCCGGACAUGAAGCCCGUCCCCUCGUCCCCCACCGGAGAGGUUCCUGUCAACCCGCUCAAGGUAAAGAUGAGGCCCAAGCCGUGGUCCAAACGCUGGGAACGACCCGUGUUUAACAUCCAGGGCAUCCGCUUCGACUUGGCCCUGACCCCGGAGCAGAUGGAGCACGCUCAGAAGUGGGCGAAGCCGUGGCUGGAGUACGACAUGAUGAGGGAGUACGACACCACCGAGCUGGAGAAGGAGAUCAAAGAAGAGCUGCAGAAGGAGAUGAAGAAGUGAGGAAGAUCCUCUGGAAAUGCAAACAUUCCUUCAGUUUAACCAUCAACAGACUUUUUCAGGAAUAGGAAAAAGACUGGAAUAUGAGGUUUGCAAGGACGUGGAACAAUCCAGAUGGUUUACUAGAACCUCCACAGAGUUUCUACAGAGGAGAACAUCUGGUAACUGAGGAGUUCUUCUGUUUGUCUUGUCAGUCAGCUGUACAGUAUCAGUGUCACUGGCCUUAGUUAGAACAUCCAGUGUGUGAUUUCCAUAAUAAAAGCCAUUCAAUGAGACAAAA